This is a messenger RNA of Adineta steineri, 1545 nucleotides long. The record is from the annotation of a GenBank genome assembly. Lineage: Eukaryota; Metazoa; Rotifera; Eurotatoria; Adinetida; Adinetidae.
AUGCUCAAUCGUAUUUAUUGUGCAUCAGUUAUAUUGGUUAUAUUAGGCAUUGGAUUUUUAGUUGGUGGUAUUCUCUUAAUCGCUCUCGGUGAUUCAGUUUUAAAAAAUGCGAUAAAAAAAGAAUGUCAAUUGAGUUCUGGAACAUUUGCAUAUAAAAUUUGGCGUGAUCCUCCUGUACCAUUCUAUAUAUCAAUCUAUGUAUUUGAUCUUAAUGAUACUGAAUUUCUUAAUGGUAGUGCAAAACCACGUUUAAGACAACGUGGACCAUUUGUUUAUAAAGAAGAACGAAAAAAAAUAAAUAUAAGAGAUUAUCCAAAUGAAACAAUUUCUUAUCAAGAAACCCGUUCAUAUACAUUCGUUCCAGAACGAUCGGGUGAACCAGAAAACGUAAAUAUUACUACAGUUAAUAUUGUAUAUAUGACAUUAGUAAAUUAUCUUCAAAAUGAACAUGUUCCUAAUAUAGUUCGGCGUAUGAUUGGAGAUUUAUUAAAUAGUCAAGAAAAACCAAUUAUGCAACUUUCAGUAAAAGAUUAUCUUUGGGGUUAUGAUGAUCCAUUAUUAAAAAUACUCCAUCAUGAAUUUCCUGAAUUGGUUACUGAUGACAAAGUUUCAGCUUUCAAUGCAUCGGUAAGUCAAGCAGGAUUGAAUACAUUUCUAAUUAAUAAUGGUGUUGGUUUUAAUGAAAAUCAUGUUGAACGUAUUAAUAAUGUGGGUGCAAUUGAACGGUUUAAUUUUGGAACAAAAUUACCAUAUUGGUCAAAUGACUAUGCAAAUAUGAUAAAUGGAACAGAUGGUUCACUAUGGCAUCCUGAUGUAGAUGAAAAUGAACGAAUCUUUUCAUUUAUUCCUGAUAUAUGUCGAGCAGUUUAUCUUGAUUUUAAUGAAACAAAUCAGAAUACAUUUAAUAUUGAAACAUAUCGUUAUACAUUACCAAAUACUGUAUAUUCAAAUUCAACAGAUAACGAAGGUUUUUGUUUAAAUUCUACGACUACUAAUAAAACACAUGAACUUGAUUGUUUACCAAGUGGUUUAUUCUCAUUAAAAUCAUGUAUACGUUUAAGUGGAAGUUCAGUAUCGAUACCAUUACCUAUUAUUGGAUCAAAUCCACAUUUUCUUGAAGCUGAUUCUACAGUACAAAAAUCAGUUGAAGGUUUAAUACCUGAUGGAAUCAAACAUCGAAGUUUUAUUGAUAUAGAACCACUUACAGGCAAUGUUAUGAAUGGAUCACGACGAAUACAAAUCAAUAUAAAUGUUAUCAAUGAUUCAUCAAUCACAGCAAUUAGUCAUGUACAUCCAGUUAUUUAUCCUAUGAUAUGGCUUGAUGAACAUGCAGAAAUUGAUGAUCCCAGUGCAAAAUUAUUUCAUAAAAAAGUUACAACACCAAUAACAGCACUUAAUGCUAUUAAGUAUGUUUUACUUAGUAUUGGCAUUGCAUUGAUUCUUGUAGUAAUUGCUUUAAUAAUGUAUCAACGACAUAAAAAAAAUAUGUCUGGUGAAGUUUUUCCACGAGUUGAUGAUACUGAAAGAUUAUCAUCACAUUUUUGA